Molecule: messenger RNA, 2802 nt
Organism: Dromiciops gliroides (monito del monte)
Lineage: Eukaryota; Metazoa; Chordata; Mammalia; Microbiotheria; Microbiotheriidae
Gene: MLST8
Product: MTOR associated protein, LST8 homolog
Exons: 11
Coding region: 727-1707 (326 amino acids)
Biological process (GO): TOR signaling; regulation of actin cytoskeleton organization
Cellular component (GO): TORC2 complex; TORC1 complex
Molecular function (GO): protein binding
Source: RefSeq, a predicted model, not a curated record
GCAUCCAUUAGGAAGGAGCAAAGGCUUAAAGAAAAGCCCAGCUGAGAUUAGAUAACAUCGUUUUGUAGUGCGUGUGGUCAAGCCCAUUGCCUGUCCAAGGUCACAUGCUCUCAUUUUCCGCUGCACGCUGCUGGGGAUCCCCCUCAGGUGGGAGGAAAAGCAAGGGCAAGCAGCUCCACGAACUCCCAGGGAGGUGUAUGACCACCCAGGAGAAGAUGGUCGAGAAGGCAGAGAAAUGAGAAAAGGUUCGCUACCCAUCGAUUCGUUCCGACUCUCCUGGCCGUCCUGAGCCCUGGUGGAGUGGGGAUCCUUGUGUGAGUGAGGUCACUUGGAUCUGGAUUCAUCCUUGUCUAGGGAACCUCCCUUCUGCUUCAUCUGAGAAAAGCAACACCACCUUAGACCUCUGAAGCAUCACACGCCAAAAAGCUUGACCUCUCACCCCCAGGGCCACAGAUAACAGGUGAGACAAGAAGCAAGUACAUUGUCCACAAGCAGAUUAUCUUCUGGAUGUUCAUCAUCUGUUAUCUUGGAGCGAGGCAAAGGAACUGGCACCAAGCUCACCUGGGCACUCAAGCAGCAGAUGAGGAAACCAAGGCUCCAAUCUGUUGAAUAACUCACCUUCAGGCACCUUUAGUAGUCUGCAGAGAGAACUAUCUCCCGUCAGAUCCACUGCUCUCUCCCGUGGGUGGUCACCUUCUGCAAGCCUCUCUCUUGAAUGGUCUAAUCAUGAACACUUCCCAGGGCACUGUGGGCAGCGACCCCGUAAUCCUCGCCACAGCCGGCUAUGACCACACUGUACGCUUCUGGCAGGCACACAGUGGGAUAUGUACCCGCACAGUGCAGCACCAAGACUCGCAAGUGAAUGCCCUGGAGAUCACCCCAGACAGAAGCAUGAUUGCCGCCGCAGGUUACCAGCACAUCCGGAUGUAUGAUCUCAAUUCCAAUAACCCCAACCCUGUCAUCAACUAUGAUGGAGUGAGCAAGAACAUCACCUCUGUGGGUUUCCAUGAGGAUGGCCGCUGGAUGUACACAGGAGGAGAGGACAGCAUGGCCAGGAUAUGGGACCUUAGGUCACGGAAUCUCCAGUGCCAGCGAAUUUUCCAAGUGAAUGCACCCAUUAACUGUGUGUGUCUGCACCCUAACCAGGCUGAACUGAUUGUGGGUGACCAGAGUGGUGCUAUCCACAUCUGGGACCUGAAAACAGACCACAAUGAGCAGCUGAUUCCUGAGCCUGAAGUCUCUGUGAAUUCAGUUCACAUUGACCCUGAUGCCAGCUACAUGGCAGCUGUCAACAGUACAGGAAACUGUUACGUUUGGAACUUGACAGGAGGCAUUGGGGAAGAAGUGACCCAGCUGAUUCCCAAAACCAAAAUUCCAGCUCAUACAAGAUAUGCCCUGCAGUGUCGCUUCAGCCCUGACUCCACGCUCUUGGCCACCUGCUCAGCAGACCAAACGUGCAAAAUCUGGAGGACCUCAAAUUUCUCAUUGAUGACUGAGCUGAGCAUCAAGAGCAGUAAUCCUGGUGAGACUUCGAGAGGCUGGAUGUGGGACUGUGCCUUCUCUGGAGACUCCCAGUACAUUGUAACAGCCUCCUCUGACAAUUUAGCACGGCUGUGGUGUGUGGAUACAGGAGAGAUCAAGAGAGAAUAUGGUGGACACCAGAAGGCUGUAGUCUGCCUGGCAUUCAAUGACAGUGUCCUGGGCUAGCCUGAAAGCCUCCUCUGUACCCUUGGGCCUUCAGGGAACCAGAGCUGCUCCAGACUGCGGUGCUAGUCAAAGAAAUUGGGCUUUUCUAACCAUGGAAAGCCUCAGCUUCAGUUCAGAGAAUACUGUCUUCUUGGGCUAAGGGCACUGGAGAACAAUUCAUAGGAAUGAAUGGACCUGGGGAAGAGAAAAGGGACCUUGGGACUGAGCCUCCCACUGGCUAAUUCUAGAGCAAUUUAGGGCUAUCAGCUUCUAGCAGGGGGCUUCCAGCACGGCCAGGACAUUCCCUUUAUAUGUAUAUGUACAUAUAUACAAAUGUAUAUAUAAUUAGACGGAGAAAAGUUGGACAUUAAAAAGCCAGUUGUAUCUGGUGCCUGUGCAUACAGCUUCAUCAGCUUCAAGGGUGAGAGUAGUUCUCUUCCCGCCCCACCCCUCAACCUCAUCCUCUUUGAACCUAACCUAACUCUUGGCCUGCCCACACAGUGAGUUUGGUGUGGAAGGAGUAAACCCAGAUGGUGCCCAGUCCAGCUAAGCUAUUGGAAAACAGAAAGGGGGUGGGACUGGGCCUUCCUUAGAGACUUGGCUGCUUAGAGGUGGCAGGGUUAGAAACUCUGGUAGCCCCUAAAACUGGGAUGGAGGCUUCUGCUUCUGUAGAAGGGCAUGGGAUUGGCUCCUGAUCCAGGAAAGAGACUGCAAACUCCCAAAGUUUGGGAUAGGACACGUCCAAGCCAUCAAGUCAGCACAGGAUCAGGACAUUUGUGAUCAUUUUAUUCAGGACUAAAACCAGCUCUCCCGGGCACCUCCUGUAUGUAUUAACAGAGAAAACCUGCUUUCCAGUAGACACUUCCAAACCUGGCCUACAUACAGCUCACUGGCUCGGCACUAAGGACCAAGCUGCCCACCCUUGGACCUGUGGGGGAUUAGGUCCCUGCUUCCUGCAGUGACCAGGGACAGGCUGGGGCAGGGAGGGCAAAGAGAAUCACCCAAGGUGCCUAGUCCUGAGGCUAUCCCUAAUCCGGAAGAUAAUAAAAGCAGACAGACACACAAAUGUUGCUUGGGAAACAGAUGUCAAUGCAGAGAUAAAUUAAUCUCUGUUUC